Messenger RNA from Notolabrus celidotus (New Zealand spotty), 990 nucleotides. RefSeq names its product trace amine-associated receptor 7b-like. The coding region runs from base 1 to 990 and encodes 329 amino acids. The transcript is spliced from 2 exons. Gene Ontology annotation, cellular component: membrane. The record is from RefSeq and is a predicted model, not a curated record. Gene Ontology annotation, molecular function: trace-amine receptor activity. Lineage: Eukaryota; Metazoa; Chordata; Actinopteri; Labriformes; Labridae. Gene Ontology annotation, biological process: G protein-coupled receptor signaling pathway.
AUGGAGGGAGACCAACUCUGCUUUCCUCAUCUCAACACCUCGUGCAGAAGGCCUCAGAGCUCCUGGUCCCACAAGGUGCUGAUCUUCAUGGUGCUGACCUUCAUCUCUGUGCUCACUACCACUCUCAACCUGCUGGUCAUCAUCUCCAUCUCACACUACAAGCAGCUCCACAGCCCCACUAACCUCCUCCUCCUCUCUCUGGCCGUCUCAGACUUCUUCGUGGGCUUCCUCAUGUUCUUUCAGAUCCUCCUGAUCGACGGCUGCUGGUACCUGGGUGACCUCAUGUGUGAUCUCUAUAGUACUUUUGACUUCAUCAUCACGUCCUCCUCUGUAGGAAACAUGGUGCUCAUAUCAGCGGACCGCUACGUGGCCAUCUGUGACCCUCUGCACUACUCGUCCAGAGUGUCUGUGAGAGGGGUCUCGGUGUGCUCGGGUCUCUGCUGGAUCUGCUCUGUUCUGUAUAACGGGGUCUUGAUGAGGGAUUACCUGAAGCAGCCGGGUCAGUUUAAGUCCUGUGCUGGAGAGUGUGUGGUUGUAGUGGAUUACGUUGCGGGGCUUGCGGAUGUGUUUUUCUCCUUCAUUGGUCCCGUCAGCGUCAUCAUGGUCCUGUACCUGAGAGUGUUUGUGGUGGCUGUGUCUCAGGCUCGUGUGAUGCGCUCUCAGGUUGCGGCUCAGCAGAGUUCAGUGAAAGUCACCGUGAAGAAGUCUGAGCUGAAAGCAGCCAGGACUCUUGGCGUGGUCGUGGUGGUGUUUCUUUUAUGUCUCUGUCCGUAUUUCUGCGUCACGCUGUCGGGACAGGACACUCUGAUCGACGCUUCGUCUGCUGCCUUUGUGAUCUGUCUGUUCUACUUUAACUCGUGUCUGAACCCUCUGAUCUACGCCUUCUUCUACCCCUGGUUCAGGAAGUCUGUGAGACUCAUCGUCACACUGCAGAUACUGAAGCCCGGCUCCUGUGACACCAACAUGCUCCAGAGAGAUGCUAAGAGCUGA